GAGGAGUGCGGCCUGUCUGCAUCAGAAGCCCGACAGCGCGGCUGCGUCUUCGACGCGGUGAUCAUGGGUUGGGUGCCAUGGCGAUGCUACGAUGCCGGCCUCGCAAGGGACUUUCUGGCCGAGAAGGACUGGCCUUUCUAUCGCGGCCCGGGCUGGAAGGCGAUGGACAACACGAGCGAUGCCAGUGAUAGUGGCCUGCGCAUGCCCUUGGAAGAAGUCUUGCGCGGAGAAUGGAGCACGCUCUACGUCGAGGAAGAAUUUUAUCUAUUUCAGUGCACUUACACAUGGAGAAAGACGUGGCAAGCUGCCAUGAGCGGCGGCAUGUUGGAUGGCUAUGUCGGGGAUUCGCAUCAUACCAGUCACUGCGAGAUGUUGAUCACGAAGGGGCCACACUUGGACAAAAAUGUGUACAUGAAAUAUGCUAGCUGUCCGUGGGUUCGCUCCGCUGACCGCGGCAGAUUCGGCUGGUAUAGGGUGAUCGACGGAAACAAGGUGUAUAGA
Molecule: messenger RNA, 501 nt
Organism: Canariomyces notabilis
Lineage: Eukaryota; Fungi; Ascomycota; Sordariomycetes; Sordariales; Chaetomiaceae
Exons: 1
Source: RefSeq, a predicted model, not a curated record